Dipodomys ordii (Ord's kangaroo rat) is the source of this 5877-nucleotide messenger RNA. It is a transcript of the gene Scn10a, whose product is annotated as sodium channel, voltage gated, type X alpha subunit. Gene Ontology annotation, cellular component: axon; plasma membrane; voltage-gated sodium channel complex. The transcript is spliced from 28 exons. Lineage: Eukaryota; Metazoa; Chordata; Mammalia; Rodentia; Heteromyidae. The record is from RefSeq and is a predicted model, not a curated record. Gene Ontology annotation, molecular function: voltage-gated sodium channel activity involved in cardiac muscle cell action potential. The coding region runs from base 1 to 5877 and encodes 1958 amino acids. Gene Ontology annotation, biological process: regulation of atrial cardiac muscle cell membrane depolarization; membrane depolarization during action potential; sodium ion transmembrane transport.
AUGGAGCUCACGCUGGUGUCCCUGGGGGUGACCCCCCACUUCCGCCGGUUCACUGCCGAGUCCCUGGUGGAGAUUGAGAAACGCAUCUCAGCCCAUCAGGCUGCCAAGAAAAGCAGGGAGAAAAGGAGGAGCAGAGAGGAGGAGGGUGAGAAGCUCCGGCCUCAGCUAGACUUGAAAGCCUGCAACCAGCUGCCCAAGUUUUAUGGUGAACUCCCUGCGGAACUGGUUGGGGAGACCCUGGAGGAUUUAGAUCCUUUCUACAGCACUCAUCGGACUUUCAUUGUGCUGAACAAAGGGAGGACCAUCUCCCGGUUUAGUGCCACCCGGGCCCUGUGGCUCUUCAGUCCUUUCAACCCCAUCCGAAGAACAGCCAUCAAGGUGUCCGUUCAUUCUUGGUUCACUACCUUUAUUACGGUCACGAUUCUGAUCAAUUGUGGGUGUAUGACCCAGAAUGACCUUCCAGAAAAAAUCGAGUACGUCUUCACCGUCAUUUACACCUUUGAAGCUCUGAUAAAGAUCCUGGCGAGGGGCUUCUGCCUCAAUGAGUUCACCUACCUGCGGGACCCCUGGAACUGGCUGGACUUCAGUGUCAUCUCCCUGGCGUAUGUGGGUGCAGCUACCAACCUCCAAGGAAUCUCCGGCCUGCGAACUUUCCGUGUUCUGAGAGCGUUGAAGACCGUCUCUGUGAUCCCAGGGCUGAAGGUCAUAGUAGGAGCUUUGAUCCACUCGGUGAGGAAGCUGGCAGACGUGACCAUCCUCACCGUCUUCUGCCUCAGUGUCUUCGCCCUGGUGGGCCUGCAGCUCUUCAAGGGCAACCUCAAGAACAAGUGUGUCUGGAACACCACAACCUUCCCGGCGAACGCCAGCGACUCCACCGACAGGAAAGAGAAGUAUGUGAUCAAGGAAGGCACGUCGGAGCCCCUGCUGUGCGGGAAUGGCUCUGACUCAGGCCACUGCCCUGAAGGCUCGAUCUGCCUUAAAACUUACCAAAACCCAGAUUACAACUACACCAGCUUCGAUUCCUUCGCCUGGGCCUUCCUCUCCCUCUUCCGCCUCAUGACACAGGACUCCUGGGAACGCCUCUACCAGCAGACGCUCAGGGCAUCUGGGAAGAUGUACAUGAUCUUCUUCAUGCUGGUCAUCUUCCUGGGCUCCUUCUACCUGGUCAACCUCAUCCUGGCCGUGGUCACCAUGGCCUACGAAGAACAGAACCAGGCCACCAUGCUGGAAAUCGAGGCGAAGGCGAAGAAAUUCCAGGAGGCCUCUGAGUUGCUGCAGAAGGAGCAGGAGGUGUUGGCAUCGCUGGGCAUUGACACAGCCUCGCUCCAUUCCCACAAUGAAUCACCACCAGCCACCCAAAACACCAAUGACCCCAGAAGGCAUGGAUUGAAAGCCAGGGUGUCCGAAGGCUCCGCCGACAACAACUCUCCCCAAUCGGAGCCUUACAACCAGCGCAGGAUGUCCUUCCUAGGCCUCACUGCGGGGAGACGCCGAGCCAGCCACAGCAGCGUGUUUCAUUUCCGAGCACCUGGGCGAGAAAUUUCCUUCUCUGAUGGGGUCAGUGAUGAUGGAGUGUUUCAUGGAGAUCCCGAAAGCCAACGCGGCCCUGUGCUCAUGGGCAGGGGUCCUGGACCACAAGACCCCCUUCCCAGAAUCCCACUGCCACAACCCCCCAACUCUGGCUCUGGAUAUGGGGAUGGGGGAACUAGCAUGUUACCUGUUCCUGGAGCCACGGAUGUCCCGGCAUGUGACCCAGGAGACAAGCCCAUCUUCUUAUCAGCAGAAUAUGUGAACGAACCUUUCCGAGUCCAAAGGGCAAUGAGUGUGGUCAGUAUUAUGACCUCAGUCAUCGAAGAGCUGGAGGAGUCAGAGCAGAGGUGUCUGCCCUGUCUGAUCAACUUGGCUCAGAAGUACCUGAUCUGGGAGUGUUGUCCCACCUGGCUGAGGCUCAAGACGCUGCUCUUCGAGCUGGUGACGGACCCCUUUGCCGAGCUCACCAUCACCCUGUGUAUUGUGGUGAACACAGUCUUCAUGGCCAUGGAGCACCACGGCAUGAGCAGCGCGUUCGAGUCCAUGCUGCAGACGGGCAACAUUGUUUUUACCACGUUUUUUACUGCUGAAAUGGUCUUCAAAAUCAUCGCCUUUGACCCCUACUAUUACUUUCAGAAGCGAUGGAACAUCUUCGACUGUGUCAUUGUCACUGUGAGCCUGUCGGAGCUGGGAGUGGCCAAGAAGGGCAGUUUGUCUGUGCUUCGAACUUUCCGCUUGCUCCGUGUGUUCAAGUUAGCCAAAUCGUGGCCGACCUUGAACACGCUCAUCAAGAUCAUUGGGAACUCCGUAGGGGCGCUGGGGAAUCUGACCUUCAUCCUGGCCAUCAUCAUCUUCAUCUUCGCGCUGGUUGGCAAGCAGCUCCUGAGCGAGGGGUACAGAAAAGAAUGCAAGCGCAUCGCCGCCCAGGGGGAGCCGGGCCCGCGCUGGCACAUGAUGGAUUUCUUCCAUUCCUUUCUCAUCAUCUUCCGCAUCCUCUGUGGGGAGUGGAUUGAGAACAUGUGGGCCUGUAUGGAAGUCGGCGAGAAAUAUAUCUGCCUCAUCCUCUUCCUCACCGUGAUGGUGCUGGGAAAUCUGGUGGUGCUCAACCUCUUCAUCGCCCUCCUGCUCAAUUCCUUCAGCGCUGACAACCUCGCGGCCCCCGAGGAUGACGGAGAAGUCAACAACCUCCAGGUGGCCUUGGCACGGAUUCAGACAUUUGUCCAUCGCAUCAGGCGGGCCAUUGGCAAAUUCUUCCGGCGGGCCUGUUGUUGGGGCUGGCCCAAGGCACAAUCCAAGAUGGUGGUGAAACUUCCACUCUCCACCAGCAGCUCCAAGAUGGAGAACCCCCCUGCUGUGGACGGUGUGCUGGCCAGCUCGGAUCUGCCCACGCUUGGAGACCCAAGGAACCAACAUGGCGACUUCAUCACCAACCCAAGUGUGUGGGUCUCUGUGCCCAUCGCUGAGGGGGAGUCAGACCUGGAGGAAGAGGAUGAGAACUUAUUUGUCGUAAUCUAUGGGGCCGUGGCCAUGGGGUGUAUGCAGGGCAGCGGGAACUGGGGUCACACCAUCCCUCUGGACACUGGCAGGGAGCAACAGCAGCAAUUUGGGAGCCAAGAGGAUCACCUGGCCUGUAGGAGCCCAGGGUCUGGGUCAUCCUUUGAGGAUCUUGGCCCAUUCCUGGGGGGCAAAUGGACAGACAAGGCUGUUCCUCAGGUCCCUGCUGAGGAGGCGGAUGAUGUCAGCAGCUCGGAGGGGAGCACGGUGGACUGUGUGGACCCUGAGGAGAUCCUGAGGAAGAUUCCCGAGCUGGCCAAUGACCUGCAGAAGCCGGAGGACUGCUUCCCGGAAGGCUGUGUGCGGCGCUGCUGCCCGGGCCUCCCCGCAGACCCCGCCCGCUGCCCAUGGGCCUGGCAGGUGCGCAGAACCUGCUUCCACAUCGUGGAGCACAGCUGGUUCGAGAGCUUCAUCAUCUUCAUGAUCCUGCUCAGCAGCGGGGCCCUGGCCUUUGAAGACUGCCACCUGGACCAGAAGCCGAUGGUGAAGUCAUUAUUGGAAUACACGGACCGCAUGUUCACCUUCAUCUUCGUGUUUGAGAUGCUGCUCAAAUGGGUGGCCUAUGGCUUUAAGAAAUAUUUCACCAAUGCGUGGUGCUGGCUGGAUUUUCUCAUUGUUAAUAUCUCACUCGUGAGCCUCAUAGCGAAGAUCUUAAAAUCCGAUGUUCAAUCCAUCAAGGCCCUGAGGACUCUCCGUGCCCUGCGGCCCUUGCGGGCUCUGUCUCGAUUUGAGGGCAUGCGGGUGGUGGUGGACGCGCUGGUGGGCGCCAUCCCCUCCAUCAUGAACGUCCUGCUCGUCUGCCUCAUCUUCUGGCUCAUCUUCAGCAUCAUGGGCGUGAAUCUGUUUGCGGGCAAGUUCGGCCGCUGCGUCAAGCAGACAGACAAUGGAUUCUUGCUGGUGAAUCUGUCGACUGUGGACAACCUGUCCGAUUGUCGGGAAAAGAACGACACCGGCCACCUGUUCUGGGUCAACGUGAAGGUCAACUUUGACAACGUAGCCAUGGGCUAUCUCGCACUCCUACAGGUGGCAACUUUCAAAGGGUGGAUGGACAUCAUGUAUGCAGCCGUUGAUUCUCGGGAUGUGGACAGCCAGCCCUCGUGGGAGUAUAAUGUGUAUAUGUAUUUGUACUUCGUCAUCUUCAUCAUCUUCGGUGGCUUCUUCACGCUGAAUCUCUUUGUUGGGGUCAUCAUCGACAACUUCAAUCAACAGAAGAAAAAGAUAAGGGGCCAGGAUAUCUUCAUGACAGAGGAACAGAAGAAAUAUUAUAAUGCCAUGAAAAAGCUUGGAUCCAAAAAACCCCAGAAACCCAUUCCUCGGCCCCUGAACAAGUACCAAGCCUUCGCCUUUGACUUGGUGACCAAGCAGGCGUUCGACGUGAGCAUCAUGGCGCUCAUCUGCCUCAACAUGGUGACCAUGAUGGUGGAGACGGACGACCAGAGUGAGGAGAAGACCCAGAUCCUGGGCAGGAUCAACCAGUUCUUCGUGGCGGUGUUUGCGGCCGAGUGCGUCCUGAAAAUGUUUGCUUUGCGGCAGUAUUACUUCACCAACGGCUGGAACGUGUUCGACCUCAUCGUCGUUCUGCUCUCCAUCGGGAGUCUGCUGUUCUCUGCCAUUCUCACCUCCAUUGAAAACUACUUCUCCCCCACGCUCUUGCGUGUCAUCCGCCUGGCCCGCAUCGGCCGCAUCCUCCGGCUCAUCCGGGCCGCCAAGGGCAUCCGCACCCUCCUCUUCGCCCUCAUGAUGUCCCUCCCCGCCCUCUUCAACAUCGGCCUGCUGCUCUUCCUCGUCAUGUUCAUCUACUCCAUCUUCGGCAUGGCCUCCUUCCCCAACGUCCGGAGGGAGGCGGGCAUCGACGACAUGUUUAACUUCCAGACGUUCGCCAACAGCAUGUUGUGCCUCUUCCAGAUCACCACCUCGGCCGGCUGGGACGGCCUCCUCAGUCCCAUCCUCAACACCGGGCCUCCCUACUGCGACCCCAACGUGCCAAACAGCUGUGGCUCCCAUGGGGACUGUGGGAGCCCGGCCGUGGGGAUCGUCUUCUUCACCACCUACAUCAUCAUCUCCUUCCUCAUCGUGGUCAACAUGUACAUCGCCGUCAUCCUGGAGAAUUUCAACGUGGCCACGGAGGAGAGCACCGAGCCGCUGGGCGAGGACGACUUCGACAUGUUCUACGAGAUCUGGGAGAAGUUCGACCCCGAGGCCACGCAGUUCAUCGCCUUUUCCGUCCUCUCUGAUUUUGCAGACACCCUCUCCGGCCCUCUGCGAAUCCCCAAGCCCAAUCAGAAUAUCUUACUCCAGAUGAACCUGCCUUUAGUCCCCGGAGAUAAGAUCCACUGCUUAGACAUCCUCUUCGCCUUCACCAAGCACGUGCUGGGCGAGUCCGGGGAGUUGGACUCCCUGAAGGCCACCAUGGAGGAGAAGUUCAUGGCCACCAACCUCUCGAAAGCGUCCUACGAGCCUAUUGCCACCACCCUUCGGUGGAAGCAAGAAGACAUCUCGGCCACUGUGAUCCAAAAAGCAUACCGGAACUACGUACGGCACCGAUCCUCCGUCAUCUCCCGCACGUCACAUGCACCCAAGAACCCAGAGGGGGGCCUGUCGCCCUCGGGUGAACACGAUGCUGCCUUCAUGACCCAGGGUGCUUGUGAGCUCCCCGACAAAUCCGCCACCACAUCGGCCACGUCCUUCCCACCGUCCUAUGACAGUGUCACCAGAGGCCUGAGUGACAGAGCUGGUGGGAGCACAUCCAGCUCAGUACAGAAUGAACUGGAAGUGACUUCCCCUCAACCCUAG